AUGGCGACGAGGCUAGUAAUGGAUCUUACCUGCCCUGUGUGUAUUGACAUAUUCAAGGACCCGAUACUCCUCUCCUGUAGUCACAGCGUCUGCAAAACCUGUCUGCAGAACUACUGGAAGAUUAAAGGAUUCAAACAAUGUCCAGUCUGCAGGAGGAAAUGUUCAAAGGAUGGGCCGCCCCCAAAUUUGGCAUUAAAGAACCUGUGUGAGACCUUCUUACAAGAGAGGAGACAAACACAAAUGUCCUGCAGUCUGCACAAAGAAAAACUUGAGUUCUUCUGUCAAGAUGAUCAGCAGCUCAUGUGUCUGACAUGUCAAGACAAUUUACACAAAGAUCACAAGUUCAGUCCCAUUGACAAAGCAGCGACUGAUGCAAAGGAGGAGCUCAUGGUCAAACUGCAGGACAAGCUGAAGGCCUUUGAGAAGGCUAAAGACACCUGUCAUAAAUCAGCUGAGUAUAUUAAGACUCAGGCCGAAGACACAGAGAGGCAGAUCAAGAAGCAGUUUGUUGAGCUUCACCAGUUUCUACAAGAUCAAGAGGCAACCAGGAUAGCUGCACUGAGGGAGGAAGAGGAGCAGAAGAGUCAACCGAUGAAGGAGAAGAUUGAGAAGAUGAGCAGAGAGAUCUCAUCUCUUUCAGACACAAUCAGAGCCAUAGAAGAGAUGGGAGCUGAUGAUGUCACAUUCCUGCAGAACUACAAGAGCACAGUGGAAAGAGCCCAGUGCACACUGCAGGAUCCAGAGAGGGUUUCAGGACCUCUGAUCAAUGUGGCAAAGCACCUGGGCAACCUGAAGUUCAAAGUCUGGCAGAAAAUGCAAAACAUUGUUCAAUACACUCCUGUGAUUCUGGAUCCUAAUACUGCAGCUGACACUGUAAUCCUGUCUGAGGAUCUGACUAGUUUAAGACAAGGUGAUGAGGAGCAGCAACUUCCUGAUAACCCAGAGAGGUUUGAUGAGAAUACCUGUGUCCUGGGCUCUGAGGGCUUUAACUCAGGGACUCCCUCCUGGGAUGUGGAGGUUGGGGAGAACACAUGGUGGGUCCUGGGUGUGAUGACAGAGUCUCUCCAGAGAAAGGGAGACUACACAUCCAAGAAUGGACGGUGGUUUGUGUCUUAUACUAAUGGUGAAUAUAGUGUGUGUGCUGCACCACAGCCCUCCACUCUCCUCACAGUGCAGCAGAAACUCCAGAGGAUCAGAGUGCAGCUGGACUGGGACAGAGGAGAGCUGUCAUUCUCUGACCCUGAUAAUAACACACACCUACACACUCUCACACACACUUUCACCGAGAGGGUGUUUCCAUACAUUGGUAUUGGCUGCAAGCUCUCCCCUUUGAGAAUAUUACCAUUACCAUUUUCAUUAUUACUGCCUUCAUGCCAGAUGACCCAACUUUAAAAAUCCCGACCUCCAACAAAAAUGUGUUCAUGAGAUCAGCUCAGAACACAAAUACAGGACACACAAAUUAGUUAUUGGAACGGAUCAUGAGAAAUCAUGAGAAAUGAUUAUCCACUUGGGUGGAAGAGCAUGCCGGCAGUAGCCUAGAUAAACUAUCUGGUAUGAGUGAGAGAGUGACAUUGCCAUAGUCAUGCUGUUAUAGUUGCUGUGAUUGGACCUAACUCUUCAU
Molecule: messenger RNA, 1621 nt
Organism: Alosa sapidissima (American shad)
Lineage: Eukaryota; Metazoa; Chordata; Actinopteri; Clupeiformes; Clupeidae
Product: E3 ubiquitin-protein ligase TRIM35-like
Exons: 6
Coding region: 1-1392 (463 amino acids)
Molecular function (GO): zinc ion binding; protein binding
Source: RefSeq, a predicted model, not a curated record